Clarias gariepinus (North African catfish) is the source of this 2784-nucleotide messenger RNA. RefSeq names its product hyccin 2. Gene Ontology annotation, biological process: phosphatidylinositol phosphate biosynthetic process; protein localization to plasma membrane. The transcript is spliced from 13 exons. Bases 352 to 2070 code for a protein of 572 amino acids. Lineage: Eukaryota; Metazoa; Chordata; Actinopteri; Siluriformes; Clariidae. The record is from RefSeq and is a predicted model, not a curated record. Gene Ontology annotation, cellular component: plasma membrane.
GAGAGAGAGAGAAAUGUCAUGUCAGUCACUACGGCGGGAUUGUCACGUCCUUGAGGUAGAGUCUCAGGUCCAGGUCGCUGUGUUGCGCGCUCAGUGAUGUUAUGCGUGGCUGCGCGUGCCGAGCCGGUGCGGGGUAUUUGCGCGAGGAGCGGCUGCGCACUGCAGACUGGCCCGGUGCACGGCGAGCUCACCACCUCCAAAAGCCUGCCCUCUUCCUAAUGCGCUUCCCCUGCAGCGGCAUCUCCUCACCGAUUGUUUGAUCAGCAAUCACGAGCUCGGCAGACACACCAUGAUGAAGAAUCUGACCUUCUUUCCUUUACGUGUCUGAAACGUGAGUAAGUGAGGUGGGCCAUGCUCGGUCCAGUGCGAGGGGUGGUGGAGGAAUGGCUCUCAGAAUUCAAGACGUUACCUGAGGAUCUGAUCUCUGGCUAUACUUGCUGCCUGCGUCUGAAGAAAGGUCUGGUGCCUGCACUGUAUGCUGUCAUACAGGAGCAGCCUAGCAGCGAGCUUUUGGCUCCAGUGUGUCACCAGCUGUUUGAACUCUAUCGGAGCACAGAGGUGGGACUACGUCGUUUCACACUACAGUUCCUACCCGAGCUGAUCUGGGUGUACCUGCACCACACUGCCAGCAGGGAGCGUUACCGCAAUGGCUGUGUAGAAGCUCUAUUACUAGGAAUUUAUAACCUGGAAAUUGUGGACGGUAAGGGAAACAGCAAGCUUUUGUCCUUCACCAUACCCACUCUCUCCAAACCGUCCAUAUACCAUGAGCCCUCCAGUCUGGGUUCUAUGUUUCUGACGGAAGGAGCGCUUAACCAACAUGACCUGAUCAGAGUGGUAUACAGUGGUCUGCUGCCCCAAAGAGAAACGUUUACUUCUCAAAACAGGUUUGAGGUGCUGUCUUUCCUCAUGCUGUGCUACAACUCUGCUGUGGUCUACAUGCCGGCAUCUUCGCAUCAAUCGGUCUGCAGAAUGAGCUCACGGUUGUGUGUAUGUGGUUACCCGCGUCAGCAGCAGAAGUUGUGGAGAGAAUCGUGCAGCCGAGUGCGCCUGGAUCCCGAGUUCAUGGUGCAGAUGCUGACUUCAGUUUAUCAUGCCAUCUACAACGGCCAGUGGGAACUUGGAAGAGAAGCUUUGGAGGACAUCCUGUAUAGAGCAAAACUAGAACUAUACGCCAAGCCAUUACUAGUAGCGGAUGCAAUGAGAUGUUCGCUGCCACCACGACCACCAGAUGGCACGCGGAAUCUUCUGGAGGUCGAAGCUACGCCCACAAACAAGCGCGUCUCUCAGACAGCCAUCACUGCUGCAUCCAUCCGCAGACUCCGCUGGAAACGAGAGGGCUGUUUUGAUUUCUCAACCUCUGCUGAGUUCUUCUCGUCCAUUGCGCCAAGUCAGUUUUCUCCUUUGAAACAAACACCCAACCCGGUGCACCAUGGGUGGACAAGGAGCACCAUCCAUCGAACUGUGAGAGGGGAAGCUGAUGGCGGGAGCUGCGGUGAAGACUCCUUCGACCCAGACGAGGGAUUUUCCUCCGGCGCCUCGAGCAGCAGCCAGCCCAGCAGUAUGAAGAGGGGCCGGGUUCCAGGAGUGCGUCUGUCCCGGGACCCGGUGGUGUGGCAGCGAGAGAGUACGUCUGUAGAGACCAGAGCUGUUUCGUGCAUGCGAAACCACCAACACCACCAGUCGCCUCCUCCGGCCAUCACGCUCCGCACUGCCGAGAGCAGCAGAAGCCCCAGCCCCAGCCCCAGCAUGGCUAGGAGGUUCUUAGACCCGCAUUACUUGCCCCCAUUCGCUGGUCCACCACCCCGAACUGCUAGCACAUCUUCUAGUAAAUCCCUGGACUGCGCCGGUUUCAAUGGCUCAUCCGGGCCGACAGAUAGCUUGUCGUUCGGAAGCCUGAGUGCAGAUAGGGGUCACUGUUUAUCAGCGAUCAGCCUGCAGGAAAUGCAACUAAGGCGGGCGUCGAGAAGCCAGGAUCUGCUUUCUCCUGAAAGUCCCUUUUCCUCUACAAGUCCUCUGUCUAAACAGUCUCGCUCAUCCAGUUUUAAUAUGCAGAUUAUAUCACAAGUGUAGACUCAUCUCUCAGCGUGUAUGUAUGUAUGUAUGUUUACGUGUGUGUGUGUGUCGUGCAUGUGUAUGAGCAUGUCUUGUAUACGUUAAAUGGUUGUAGCAUAUGUGCAAAUAAGAGAGAAAGUGUGUGUGUGUGUGUGUGUGUGUGCUUGUUUGUUUGUGCAUGUUUCUAAACAUUACAACAAUAAUUUCCAAUGACACCAUUAUGCACUGGCAGAAGAAAUAAGUAUUUUGCACCGUACUUCCCCUGGCGGACAUACAACCCAGAGGUGCCAUAACAUAUGUCCAGAGGAAAACCAAACUUCACAAAUCCUGCUGUUAUCUUUACAACAGUCUCAAAAACCUGACAAUCAUAUGAAUGAAACAGUGAGUGGCCUGACAAUGCAUGAUCCAAAGAAUCAAAUGUGUGAGACUCCGGGAAGGUAUCAAAGAAGCUGCUUACCAUUGUCGUCGCCGUAAAUGGUACAGACUCGAGUCUGCUUGUGUUCUCUGUGCUACUGAUCCAUCCAGUGCAAACAAACUGUUCAGAGCCUCAAAUAAUCCAUGAGCAAGCUGCAUCGUGUGAGAAACGAUAUACAUAGAUUAUAUUCUUCAAAAGCAAGUUUAUAUCUCUAAAACGUGUACAUUUAUGUAAAUCUAUAUUGUAAGAUAGGAAGAGUUAUAUGAUGUGACGAUAUCUAUAUAUUGCUUGUACAGAGUUGAAGAUUUCUCUGUUCG